This is a messenger RNA of Aplosporella prunicola CBS 121167, 1573 nucleotides long. RefSeq lists its product as uncharacterized. Bases 97 to 1362 code for a protein of 421 amino acids. NCBI's taxonomy places the organism in Eukaryota, Fungi, Ascomycota, Dothideomycetes, Botryosphaeriales, Aplosporellaceae. The record is from RefSeq and is a predicted model, not a curated record. The transcript is spliced from 2 exons.
CAACAAUCGCAGCAGCGAACGCCUCACCCUCCACCUGCUCCCCCAAAGAUACCCCCAAGGAAAAAAAGAAAGAGGCACAAAGAAAAACCAAGCAAAAUGGCGCCUAGCAAAAAAUCCACCACCACUCCCGCCGCCGCCACGAGCACCGCGCUCAGCACCGCGUCCGCGUCCCCCUACAGCCUGGACCACGCGCAAGCGCUGCGGGCCGCCAAAGCGCUGAGCGCGCACGUCAAGAAGAGCGCCGUGGCGGCGCAGGCCGCGUCGGGGAAGAAGGACCUGCUUGCCGACGACGACGACGACUCGUCCGAGACCGAGGAGACUGCUGCGGCGGGAGAGACGCCCGUCUGGCUCAUCCUCACGACCAAGAAGCACAUUGUCGACAAGAAGCGCUUGAAGCCGGCCAAGAUUGCGCUGCCGCAUAGCCUCUCGCAGCCCACGGCCCGGAUAUGCCUUAUCACCGCCGACCCGCAGCGCGCGUACAAGGACCUCAUUGCCGCGCCCGGCUUCCCCGCCGACCUGGGCCAGCGCAUCGAGCGCGUCAUCGGCAUCUCCAAGCUCAAGGCCAAGUACAAGACGUACGAGGCGCGCCGCCAGCUGUACGCCGAGUACGACACGUUCCUGGCCGACGACCGGGUGAUUACCUUCCUGCCCGCCGUGCUGGGCAAGGUCUUCUACAAGAGCAGCGCCAAGCGGCCCGUCCCCGUGCACCUCAUGGGCAACGAGAAGGUGCAAAAGGACGCGUCGGGCAAGAAGGCCAAGAAGAGCGGCAGCAGCGGCGCUGAGGACAAGGGCUCCGCCAUUGUCGGCUCCCCCGAAGCUGUGGCCAAGGACAUCCAAAAGGCGCUGGACAGCGCGCUGGUGCACCUCAGCCCGUCGGCCACGACGGCCAUCCGCAUUGCGCAGGCGUCGUGGGCCCCCGAGAAAAUCACGGCCAACCUCGAGGCCGUCGUCGCGGCCCUCACGUCCCAGGAGAAGCUCGUCUCCAAGGGCUGGCGCAACGUCCGCUCCCUGCACAUCAAGGGCCCGGACACGACGGCGCUGCCCGUCUGGCUGGCCGACGAGCUGUGGGUCGACGAGGAGGAGGUCCUGGACGAGAAGUUCAAGCCCGUUGAUAAGGCCGAGAGGCUGAAGCUCAAGGAGGGCGCCGAGGACGGCCCCAAGAAGAGCAAGAAGAGGAAGUCGCUUGAUGGUGCUGCUGAUGAGGAGAAGGAUAAUGCCGCCGAGGAGGUCAAGCCCGCCAAGAAGAGCAGGAAGGAGGGCAAGAAGGCGCAGCAGCAGGGCGGCGAUGACUUGGGCAAGGAGAUUGCGCUGAGGAAGGAGAAGCUGAGGAAGCAGAAGGCGGCGGCUAAGGCCGAGGCUUGAGCGCCUUGCGACGGCUGUUGCUUUCGUCGCCUUGUCUUCUUCUUCGUCUUCUUCUUGUGGUAUAGAACUUCCGGGGCUGUUGCGUUUGGGCGCGGUGACUAGGUAUGUACCAUGUCGGGCAAAAAAUCAAGGCGUUCGGGGCGUCAAGAGUAGGUAGAUAGGUAUGAGCAUAGGAAACUUUUAUCUACGCACGUAUGUAUGGCUUGUUGGG